Trichophyton verrucosum HKI 0517 is the source of this 1047-nucleotide messenger RNA. RefSeq lists its product as uncharacterized. The record is from RefSeq and is a predicted model, not a curated record. Lineage: Eukaryota; Fungi; Ascomycota; Eurotiomycetes; Onygenales; Arthrodermataceae. The transcript is spliced from 5 exons. The coding region runs from base 1 to 1047 and encodes 348 amino acids.
AUGUCUAAAACUCCAGACGCCAGUGCUCUCAAGAGCAUUCCGCCAGAGCUUCUGUCGACUAUCCCAGGCGGUAAACCACCACCUGGCGUCACGCCGAAUUUCGAUGACCCAGUGUCUCAAGUACCGGUCAUUGUAGGAGUAGGGACAGCGUUCCUGGCUAUGGCCUGCUUCUGCUUCUUCAUUCGCAUGUACACUCGACUCGCCAUCUCGAAAACAUGGAAGUGGGAUGACUCUAUUCAGUCUCGUAUAUUAUGCGGCGACACUAAAUGCUACAUCACAGUUAUCACAGCAACGCCAGCCCUAGGACUGAUCAAACUCAGCCUUUUCAUUCAAUACUACCUCUUAUUCAAAGUAAGGAGGUAUGUAAGAAUUAGCGUAUAUGUGGGGGCAACACUAUCUGGCCUUUUUUAUAUCGCUACCUCGAUCUCGUCUUUCGUGCUGAGCAGCCCAUGGCCGGGAGAGUCUAUCCUCGACUGUAUCCUCUCAUGGCACUAUCUCAAGUUCGCCGAGUUCUCCAUUCCUACCGGCAUCAUUGGUUCGCUGGUCGAUGUUGUCCUAUUUAUACUCCCAAUGCCCGCUGUAUGGCAGCUGCAGCUGUCAACUGCGAAGAAGAUUGGUAUCAUACUAGUGUUCAUGACUGGUGGCCUUGCCGUGGCAGCCUCGGGUGUGAGCCUUUAUUAUCGUGUCCUCCUCCAAAACGAUGUAAGCGAUGCAUCAUGGAAAGUCGGAUACGUUUUGCUCUGGACGGAGAUCGAGAUGUUUGCUGGCAUCACAGCUUCCAGUAUGCCUGCAGUUAGGCAAUUUUUCUCUUCGCGUACCGGCCUCUUCUCCAAGAACUCACGGCCUUCUUUCACCCCCACAAUUAGCAUGAUAAAUCGCUCCAAGCGGUCUGGCCACGAAGAACUCAUCAACCAGAAAGACAUGGCCUUCCGGAAAUGGGGGUAUCCCGUUAAAAAUGACGAGGAGAGCCUCAACAGGUCAGAGGAAAGCCAGAGUAGCCCCAGACUGAACGGGGCAUCUCCCCAGCCCCAGAACCUAUCACGAUGA